AUGAGCGGCCAUCAAACGACGAGCUAUUUUUUAAUAUUCCUCUUCAUUUUUGUCGCGAAUUCUCAAAUAACACCCGGAAAUAAUCUUCACGCAUUUCUAACAUCCUCAUACUAUUAUCCAAAAUCGCAAAGUCUCGGCGAUGAUUCGAUCGCGUUGGUUUUUUCGAUGAGAUCCGAGUCGAUUCGACGACAAUCCCAAAUUUUGACGAUUUUUGCCGAAAAUCACACCUCAAACGCGACAAUCAACACAACAAUUGAAAUUCCGAAUGGGAAGACGACGUUUCCAAUAUUUCCGACAACUUCAACACUUCCAAAUAUGACCAAAUUGAGUUUGCUUGAUGGCCAACAGAAAAUUGAGAUUCCGUUCUCGACGGUUUCGUAUGAAAAAAACGAUGUGGUCGUGUGUAUUUCUCCACAAAUUCUUGCCGAACGAUACCAAUUAUUGCCAUUGGCAUUGCAGACCUAUAAAAGAUAUGGAGCGUUCGUGAAUAUGUAUGUGACGAGCAUGAGAUAUGGCUUCUUCAAUUAUAGCACCGGAUAUGAGAAAUUGGGAUUCGUCAAAAUGCAGCCGUGGAUUCUUCCGAGAAUCUCGAAGCCGUUUUUCGAGAAUUUCGAUGAUUUCGCCCAAUUGGCACAUACCGAUUGCCUACUUCAAUUCAAGGAAUCGUCAAAAUUCGUGGCGUUUCUCGAUUUGAACGAGCUUCUCAUCCCUCGAUUGGCCACUAAUUAUCACGACGAGUUCGCCAAUUUCGUCGCCGCCAAUCCGACAAUCGAUUAUCUCCAAUAUAAUCGAUAUAAUUAUGAGACGAGUGCCGAAGCGAGUCCAUUUUUCCUCGACGUUGAAGAGAUUCUGCAACAUUUGAAGUAUAAUGGAGAGUCUGAAUCGCCUCGAAUAGUGAUUCCGACGCAUCGCCUCAACGUGACAUGGUCCCAACAGCAAACCGCGCUCAAAACUUCGGUGGUCCCCAACAACUCAGUGAUUCGAAUGAAGAAAUUUGUAGUAGUUGAUCUCUUCAAUCCAUCCAAUAUUUCGUUGCCGUUUUAUUUGAAUCAAGAAGGCGAUUAUUUGAUGAAAAUCGAGGAUUUGGAGGCGAUCGGCGACGCGUUUGAUGACACUACCAUGAUUUCGGAGGUGUUUUUGAAAUUGCCUGGCGUCAAGUAUCCACCGGUGUACGUCGAUCUGAUUGAGAAUUGUAUUCAGAAUCAGAAUAUUAAUAAUUGCAAGGUUCCCGAGCAUCGCUAUGUCAGAUGUGCACAGGCCGUAGCAAAUUUCCAAACUAAAUUGCACAAUUCAUCAUCGACUUUUUAUUAUUUACCGUUCGACACUCGUUUCGCCACAUUGGUGAAAUGCUCUAUCUAA
Messenger RNA from Caenorhabditis bovis, 1359 nucleotides. The record is from the annotation of a GenBank genome assembly. Lineage: Eukaryota; Metazoa; Nematoda; Chromadorea; Rhabditida; Rhabditidae.